AUCACGCAGUUGCUGAUCGAGCGGCUUGCCGACGUGAACGCGCGCGACCGCUACGAGUACACGCCGCUGCACGUGGCCGCCAACAACGAGCUGACGGCGAGCGCGCGCGCGCUGCUGCUGGCCGGGGCGGACGUGACGGCGCGCACGCGGGGGGGCGUGUCCGCGCUGGCCUCCGUCGUGCGCAAGGUGCCCGCCGCUCUCAAGGCUCUGCACCAACGUCUGGACGCUGCCGUGUCCAUUCACGACGCCAGCACUACAAUGUUGGACUCCGCCUUCGUCAACGAUACUCAUGCAGUGCAGGAUGAUGUCGUGGUCAGCCUCAACUUCAAACCACUGCUUCAGUUCAGCUCGCCAGGAGAAAUAGACUAUCUCAAAGCUUUUGUCGACGAGGGGCACAAGGAUAUUCUGAAGCACCCUCUGUGCAGAGCUUUUCUCCAUUUUAAAUGGAAGAAGGUUCGCAAGUUCUAUGUCAUUAAACUACUGUUUUACUUGUUGUUCGUCUCUGUGUUAACGGCGUGCGUCCUUUCAUCAAACGCGCGUCAUUUCAGAGACUGCAAGUCAAGUAAUGAAACUGAAAUCAAAACAGAAGAUUCUUACCGGCGUUCUUCCAUUGCGUUUUGGAAUGUGUUGCAUCAUGUUAACGAAUCAAAGCUCCUGAAUAGCUCUCGCUCUACUGCCGAGAUCAAUACGCUUCCACAAUCGGAAUCAAAAAAUACUGAAUAUGAUGCAAAAAAUGUCUCCAAUACUACUGAUUUUACAGGAUCCGUAAGGAUUCAAAAGGAUUCGAAAGGGCUCAAUAAAAGUGACACGUUAAGUUACGAUUUAAUGGUUAUUUUAAGUCUUCUGGCUUCUAUAGAGGCUGUGAGGGCAGUUUACAGUAUUUCGGGCUAUGCCUCGUGGAUUGAGUAUUGUUGGCACCUGGACAAUGUUCUUGAAUGGCUCGUGGAACUUUCCGUGAUCGUGUGGAUCGUGAUGGAAGCGUUAGGAACUUGCGUCUCAAGCUGCAAGUGCAUUCAAGAUCACGUCGGCGUCCUAGCGCUCAUUCUGGCCUAUUUUAUGCUGACACGUAUAGUGGGGCACUUGCCGCAGUUUCAAGCCUACGUCUCAAUGUACAUGAGUGUGCUCCGUUUGUUCCUCAAAGCACUGGCAGCCUAUAUUUUCCUUCUCCUUGGCUUCGUCUUCGCUUUCUGCGCAGCCUUCCCAGGCAUCGACACGUUCUCCAACCCAGCCACUGGGAUUGUUCGAGUUACCAGCAUGAUGGCCGGCGAUAUUCUUUAUGAAGACACUUUCAAAGAGAAUAUUAAGUUGCAGAUUACCUCACAUAUUCUGUUUAUGAGUUUUGUGUUGUUCGUGACCAUUGUGUUAAUGAACCUACUCGUCGGUUUAGCAGUACACGACAUACAGCUGGAGCAGCAGACGCGCCUCGUGGCGCAGGUGGAGCGCGCGCUGCUGUGCGAGAGGGCGCCGCGCCUGCUGCGCCGCUGGCUCUGCGUCUCCCCCGGCCGCUACCGCAAG
Molecule: messenger RNA, 1515 nt
Organism: Gryllus bimaculatus (two-spotted cricket)
Lineage: Eukaryota; Metazoa; Arthropoda; Insecta; Orthoptera; Gryllidae
Source: the annotation of a GenBank genome assembly